AUGCUUAGCUUACGUCGUUCAGCAGUAGCUGCUAGCAAAUUAACUCAAAAUGCUCGUCUUUUCUCAACUACAAUUACCAAAUUACAAACCAUUGGUUCUAUCAAAGGUACUGAUGUGAAUGCUGCCAAGUACAUGCAACAAAAAUACCACGUCAUUGACCAUGAAUAUGACUGUGUGGUUGUUGGUGCCGGUGGUGCUGGUUUGAGAGCAGCUUUCGGUUUAGCUGAAUCUGGUUUCAAAACUGCUUGUAUUUCCAAAUUAUUCCCAACUAGAUCUCAUACUGUUGCCGCUCAAGGUGGUAUCAAUGCCGCUUUAGGUAACAUGCACAAGGAUGACUGGCAUUGGCAUAUGUAUGAUACCGUCAAGGGUUCAGAUUGGUUAGGUGAUCAAGAUGCUAUUCAUUAUAUGACUAGAGAAGCUCCUGAUUCUAUUUAUGAAUUAGAAAACUAUGGUGUUCCAUUCUCAAGAAAUGAAGAAGGUAGAAUUUAUCAAAGAGCUUUCGGUGGUCAAUCUAAAGAAUACGGUAAAGGUGGUCAAGCUUACAGAACUUGUGCCGUUGCUGAUAGAACUGGUCAUGCUUUAUUACAUUCCUUAUAUGGUCAAGCUUUAAGACAUGAUACCCAUUUCUUUAUUGAAUUCUUCGCUAUGGAUUUGUUAAUGCAAGACGGUGAAUGUGUAGGUGUUAUUGCUUACAACCAAGAAGAUGGUACUUUACAUAGAUUCAGAGCCCAUAAGACUAUUAUUGCCACCGGUGGUUAUGGUAGGGCUUACUUCUCUUGUACUUCUGCUCACACCUGUACUGGUGAUGGUUACGCUAUGGUUUCUAGAGCUGGUUUACCUUUGGAAGAUUUAGAAUUCAUUCAAUUCCAUCCAUCUGGUAUUUAUGGAUCUGGUUGUCUUAUCACCGAAGGUGCUAGAGGUGAAGGUGGUUUCUUAGUCAAUUCUGAAGGUGAAAGAUUUAUGGAACGUUAUGCUCCAACUGCCAAGGAUUUAGCUUGUAGAGAUGUUGUUUCUAGAGCUAUUACUAUGGAAAUUAAUGAAGGUAGAGGUGUUGGUCCAGAUAAGGAUCACAUGUACUUACAAUUAAAUCAUUUACCACCAGCCGUCUUAAAGGAAAGAUUACCAGGUAUUUCAGAAACUGCUCAAAUUUUCGCUGGUGUUGAUGUUACUAAAGAACCAAUUCCAAUUUUACCAACUGUCCAUUAUAAUAUGGGUGGUAUUCCAACUAAAUGGAAUGGUGAAGUUAUUAAGAGGGGUCCAAAUGGUGAAGAUGAAGUUGUUCCAGGUUUAUUGGCCUGUGGUGAAGCUGCUUGUGCUUCUGUCCAUGGUGCCAACAGAUUAGGUGCUAACUCUUUAUUAGAUUUAGUUGUUUUCGGUAGAGCUGUUUCUCACACCAUUAGAGACAGUUUGACUCCAGGUACACCAUUGAAACCAUUAGCUGCUGAUUUAGGUAAAGAAUCCAUUGAAAACUUGGACAAAUUGAGAAAUGCUAACGGUACUAAGGCUACUGCUGAUAUUAGAUUAGAUAUGCAAAAGACUAUGCAAAAGGGAUGUGCUGUUUUCAGAACUCAAGAAACUUUAGAUGAAUGUGUUGAAACUAUCAAUGCCGUUGACAAGACUUUCAAGGAUGUCAAGACUACUGAUAGAUCUAUGAUUUGGAACUCCGAUUUAGUUGAAACCUUGGAAUUACAAAACUUGUUAACCUGUGCCACUCAAACUGCUGCAUCUGCUGCUGCUAGAAAGGAAUCUAGAGGUGCUCAUGCUAGAGAAGAUUUCCCAGAAAGAGAUGAUGUUAACUGGUGGAAGCAUACUUUGUCAUACCAAAAGAACUUUGGUGACGAUGUUACAUUGGAAUACAGAGAUGUUAUUAAGACCACUUUGGAUGAAUCUGAAUGUAAACCAGUUCCUCCAACUGUCCGUGCUUAUUAG
Hemisphaericaspora subhashii is the source of this 1929-nucleotide messenger RNA. RefSeq names its product succinate dehydrogenase flavoprotein subunit (gene SDH1). Gene Ontology annotation, biological process: mitochondrial electron transport, succinate to ubiquinone; tricarboxylic acid cycle. Gene Ontology annotation, molecular function: flavin adenine dinucleotide binding; succinate dehydrogenase (quinone) activity; electron transfer activity. The transcript has a single exon. NCBI's taxonomy places the organism in Eukaryota, Fungi, Ascomycota, Pichiomycetes, Serinales, Debaryomycetaceae. The record is from RefSeq and is a predicted model, not a curated record. Bases 1 to 1929 code for a protein of 642 amino acids.